Messenger RNA from Mustela lutreola (European mink), 1116 nucleotides. RefSeq names its product chromosome 7 C15orf48 homolog (gene COXFA4L3). NCBI's taxonomy places the organism in Eukaryota, Metazoa, Chordata, Mammalia, Carnivora, Mustelidae. The record is from RefSeq and is a predicted model, not a curated record. Bases 454 to 801 code for a protein of 115 amino acids. The transcript is spliced from 5 exons.
CUGAGCCAAAGACAGACAUAAGGACUGAGUCACCCAGGCACCCCUCAUAUCUUAUUAAUCUUCUAAGUUUACUGUUCCCUUGUCUCCAGGUUAAUGCCUAGACUGCCACAAAACUAUACUGCAUUUUUAAAAGAAAGGACAUUGGCAAAACAGGGCUCUGAGUUUAAAGUCAUCAGUGGUCAAGGUCUACACACUGUAAUUUUAAUUUAGGGACAUAAUAGAUUUCCUGUAAAAUUUCUUUCUCCCUUCCUCCUUCCCCGUCUCUCCCCCUUUUUUCUUCCUUUCCUUCCUGCAAGCAGUUAUCUUUACUUGUUAAAAAAAAAUGGGGCUUUUUAAGAAACUUCUGACAAAAGUAAUUUUAGAAAUCCUGCAGAAGGAGUAUUAAAAGGCUCCUUUGAUUAUAUAUAAUACAAACCUCAGAGAAUCAGUGUUGAGUGUUCUUUGAACUGAAUAAUGAACCUAACCGACCAGAAAAUGUCUCCAGUUAAAGCGCUGAGGUCACACAGUAAAAACCCUUAUCAGAAUUUGGCGUUGUACACUGAAGUCAUCAUGAACUUUUUCCAAAUCCUGAGGAAAAAGAAGGAACUUAUUCCUUUGAUGCUGAUCAUGACCACAGCAGCGGGUGGAGCUUCGUCUUUUGCUGUAUAUUCCCUUCUAAAACCUGAAGUGAUCAUUGAUCGGAAAAGAAAUCCAGAACCUUGGGAAACUGUGGACCCUACUGUACCUAGAAAGCUUCUAACCAUCAACCAGGAGUGGAAACCCAUUGAAGAACUGCAGAAAGUCAGAAAAGCCACCAAAUGACCAGCUUUUGCUUCUUUCUUCCAAAAAAUACUCUAUGAAUCUAGUGGAAACAUUGCUGCACAAACUAGAUUAUGGAUACCAGUGUGCGGAAAUGCUUCUGCUACAUUUUUAGGGCUUGACUACAUUUCUGGACUCUGGAUGGGAUUUAUAAAAGUAGUGUAGCAAUAGCCACAUAGUUCAAAAAUAAGUUUGUGUUUUUUUCUCGUAAAUUUAAUUUGCAUAUUGGGAAUUUUGUUUAUGAUGCCUGAAUGUUAUCUUAAAAGUGUGUAAAGAUUUAUAACCUAAAUUGUCUAUAAUAAAAUACUACUUGUGUGA